AUGGAGAUUGACAGUCAGGUAGCGGCUAGUGCUGUCACUUCUGCUGAGGCAGUACCGAAUCUACCUAUUGAUUUUAGAAAGCCAUUGACGGCUGCAACUCAGGAAGAAUCCUUUGCUGCAAUCGGAGAGGCAACUGCGGCUCUCCUGGAAGCUGCUUUCUGCUCCCAAGAUACUAAAGUGGUGCAGAAACUUGUCGAAGCACUAACUCUCCUUGAGAAGCCUCAAUAUGCUGUAGGCGAUAGCGAAGAUGGAGAGUCUGAAGGUCCGAAAGAUGAAGCCGGCAAUGCUGUCCCAACUACCCCGCAGCAAGAAACGGAACACGAACCAAUACCGCCAACAUCAGAUUGUACCGUCGCUGGCUUUUUUAGCUUAGAAGCAGUGCCAUUUGGCUCUCUCAUAUUCUCCGGAAGUUUGUCUCUUAGUCAACAAGGGACGCUCAGCUUCGUCGGACCAGGCAAGGGAAAGCCACUCAAUGUGAUGCCUACACUCUUUACUUCCAGUCAUUCCAGUGGAUAG
Eimeria tenella is the source of this 516-nucleotide messenger RNA. RefSeq lists its product as uncharacterized. The coding region runs from base 1 to 516 and encodes 171 amino acids. The record is from RefSeq and is a predicted model, not a curated record. Lineage: Eukaryota; Apicomplexa; Conoidasida; Eucoccidiorida; Eimeriidae. The transcript has a single exon.